CCUGAAGGAAACCCAGACGUCACCGGCAACGGCGCCGCUUCUGCCCUUCAACGCUGGAGUUGUUCCUCCUCACACGCUAAACACCAUCGCGUCAACAGUUCGCCCACGACUUUAAAAGCAGCUUGAGGAUUAUUCUCGUUUUAUUCCUCCGUUCGGUGUUUCCGGGUCUAGUCCAUCGCGGGAAUGGAGUGUCGUGUGUUGUCAAUCCAGAGUCAUGUUGUCAGGGGAUACGUCGGGAACAAGUCUGCUACGUUCCCUCUGCAGGUGCUGGGCUUUGAAGUGGACUCCAUCAACUCCGUUCAGUUCUCCAAUCACACAGGCUACGCCCACUGGAAAGGGCAAGUGCUGACAGCAGAAGAGCUGAAUGUGCUGUACGAGGGCAUUAAGCUCAACCAGGUCAACCGCUAUGACUACAUCCUCACAGGGUACAGCAGAGACUCGUCCUUCCUGGAGACGGUGGUGGACAUUAUUCAGGAGCUGAAGAAGGCCAAUCCCAGCCUGGUGUACGUUUGCGAUCCUGUCAUGGGAGACCACGGUGCCAUGUACGUUCCAGAGUACCUGCUGCCAGUCUACAGGGACAAAGUAGUGCCUUUGGCCGAUAUCUUAACCCCCAACCAGUUUGAAGCAGAGCUGCUAACUGGGAGGAAAAUCACCACAGAGGAAGAUGCGCUUGAGGUGAUGGACUUGCUUCACAAACUGGGCCCAGAGACCGUAGUCCUCACCAGUACAGACCUGCCAUCAAAACGUGGGGACCAGUUCCUGGUGGCCCUCGGGAGCCAAAACAUAGUGAAAGCAGAUGGGACCAAAACCAGCCAGAAGAUCUGCAUGGACAUGCCCAAAGUAGAUGCUGUGUUCGUGGGGACAGGAGACCUGUUUGCUGCCAUGUUGCUGGCCUGGACUCACCAUCACCCUAAAGACCUGAAGGCUGCCUGUGAAAAGACUGCUUCUGUCAUGCACCAUGUCAUUCGGAGGACCAUGACGUAUGCCAACGAGAUGGCCGGCCCGGGGAAAAGGCCCAGCCCUGCACAACUGGAGCUGAGGAUGGUUCAGAGCAAAGCCGACAUCGAGAACCCUGCCGUUGUGCUGGAAGCUAGGGUUUUAUAAAUGUCUUCCCGCUGAAGGCGGUAGCGUCUCCCCGGACGUUGACAUCUUGCUGGUAAAAAAAAAAAUCAACUCUGAAAUCAAAUGUGGGCGGGCCGCCACACGCGUUUAGGAUCGCCACAUCGAAGACUCCCGUGUCUCUGCCUGACAGAAACUCUGAGGAAGUAAAACAAUGUUUUCAUGAGCGCCUUCAGCAGGGUCUGUUGAUAUGUACAUUCUGCUCACAGACACACUGGAAUCAGUGCCAUAUGCUACUAUGGUCUGUGUAAACAGCAUCUGCCAAUCAAUAGAAAAAACACACUAUUAGACAACUGGCUUUAGGUCUGAAGAUAGUUUAAGUGUACUUCAAUCCUGGACAUCAUUAAAAUGUUGUAAAAACAACUCAUAAAAAGACACAUCUGAUGCAAAUAAUAUGUAUUCUCUAGUUUCCUUAGCCCAAGUUGUUUCACUGCAAUUGCAAUUUAAUGAUAAUCAUCAGAAUAGUUGUUGACUAAAAUUGUUCUUUUAAUCAACUUUCUGAAAAUGUUUUUUAAUUAUGCAUUGAUGUCUUGAACUAGCAGAUGAAUAACAUGUUUAGAUCCAUGUCUUAAUCAUCUCAAAUUGAGGUAUUUGCACAGAUAAUCUUAAUAUAUUUCCUAAUGAUCAUUGUCUUCUUCUUUUCCUGUUGUCAUAUCCUAACUAAAGAGUCUGUAUGAGACACCAUCCUGUUUAUAGCCUUAAUGGGGGUUAGAAGAUGUUAGAAGAAGAACAUUGGUUUUGAAUGUUUUCAUGUACCAAUGUAAUAAUUGAUCCUCACGGAUGUUAUAAAUUUAAGUGCCAAACCUCGAGCUGCUGCUCUGACAGAAAAAACAACAACAUAACAGAAAUAAAUUAUUAAUAUUUUUACUGAA
Molecule: messenger RNA, 1991 nt
Organism: Gasterosteus aculeatus aculeatus (three-spined stickleback)
Lineage: Eukaryota; Metazoa; Chordata; Actinopteri; Perciformes; Gasterosteidae
Product: pyridoxal kinase
Biological process (GO): pyridoxal 5'-phosphate salvage
Cellular component (GO): cytosol
Molecular function (GO): pyridoxal kinase activity
Source: RefSeq, a predicted model, not a curated record